This is a messenger RNA of Kickxella alabastrina, 1486 nucleotides long. RefSeq names its product Gcd10p family-domain-containing protein. The record is from RefSeq and is a predicted model, not a curated record. The transcript has a single exon. Bases 88 to 1341 code for a protein of 417 amino acids. NCBI's taxonomy places the organism in Eukaryota, Fungi, Kickxellomycota, Kickxellomycetes, Kickxellales, Kickxellaceae. Gene Ontology annotation, biological process: tRNA methylation. Gene Ontology annotation, cellular component: nucleus; tRNA (m1A) methyltransferase complex.
ACAAUAAAUUUUUUUUGCUUUUUUUGGUUCAACGUUUGUAAACUUGUUUGGUAUUUUUAUCCUUUUUUAAAAAAAACAAAUAGCAAAAUGGCACCCACGCAGCUGGCACCGACGAUUAUCAAGGAAAGCGACCAUGUUAUUCUCCGCAUGCCCAGCAACAAUUCGAAGGCAGUGUGCAUCAAGGCCAACACGACCAUCAGUCUGGGAAAGUUUGGCAGCUUUAAGGCCAAUGAACUGAUUGGCAAGACCUUUGGCCACACGUACGAGAUCGAGAAGGGCGGAUCAAUUCGGCCCCACAAGCAGUCUGGAUUUGACGAUGCAGACAUCACCGAGGCCAACAACAAGGAGAUCAACGACAAUCCCAAGUCGCAAAAGCUCAGCUUCGAAGACAUUGAAAUACUCAAGCAGAAGAGCAUGACCGGUGACGUUACCGCGCAGGAAAUCAUUGCAACGCUGACAGAAAACAACGAGUCCUUUGCAAUGAAGACCGAGUUUUCCAAAUCCAAGUACAUCAAGCGCAAGCAGAAGAAGUUUAUGAAGAGCUUUGUCCCUCUGGAGACCAACGUGUACAACGUCUGCGACUUUUUCUUUCAGUCGAACCCGAUGAAGAUCCGCGGUAUCCGUACGGACACCCUCUCACAGGUGCUCAGUUUGGUCAAUGUGUAUAGCUCUGCGCGUAUCAUGGCCGUUGAUGAUGGCCAGGGUAUGAUCGUCGCGUCUCUGCUUUCACGGAUCUCCGAAGGUGGAUCUGUCUUUGGCAUUCACGACGGCGAUGUGCACAGCUACGACAUUCUGCGGUACAUGAACUUUUCGAACGAGAGCAGGGACCGGCUGCAGACGCUGUCCUGGUCGAAGCUCAACCACACCAUGGAGCCGUUCACAGAGGAGCUGCGCGAGGGCUUUACGGAGCAGGAUGUGCUUGGGCGCGAGCGCCGCAUGCGCGGCCACGCCAAGCUCUCGGAGACGCUGGAAAACCUCAAUCGUGGCGAGUUUGACGCGUUGGUCAUUUCAAGCAACUACAAGGCCAAGUCGGUUGUGGAGAAGCUUGUUCCCUAUUUGGGAGGUUCGAGGAUGCUGGUCAUCUACGACCAGAGCAAGGAGGCGCUCGUUGAGACGUUUGCAUGGCUGCGCGACUCUCCGGAUUUCCUCAACGUGCAGCUGACUGAGAGCUGGCUGCGUGAGUACCAGGUUCUGCCUAGCCGCACGCACCCGCUUAUGAACACAUCGGGUGGCGGUGGAUACAUUUUGAGCGCAAUCCACCUUGCCCCGGCAGCUGUACCUACGCCUGCCCCGGUUUCGGCUCCUGCUCCAGCAGCCACAGAUGCUGCCAACAGCAACUAAACUAAAAUUUAGACGAGAUAGCAUCAGCUUUUUAAUAAAUGAUACCACCAGCCAACAAUAAAUACAAUUGAUUGUAUAUCAUAUUUGUGGUUAAAAGUGGGCAUGUUGACCAUUGAACUGAACUGAACUUGAUUGAGGUAAAUUG